AUGGAGAAUGAUAAGCACUUGAAGAUCAACAUGGUUACAUUGGCUAUUAUAGGUUUGUGGCCGGUGAAUUGUAAGCGCUACACGUACCUCAACAAAAUGCACGCUUUCUAUAGCAACUGCAACGUCAUCUGCUUCUUGCUCUUCAUAAUAACCGAACAUUGCGAGAUAUAUUUUAGCAGGGCCGAAAGCAAUUACUUCGCUAUCGCCAAUAAUUUAACGGUGUCCUUGUUGUUCUCCGAGACAUUCAUCAAGGUCAUGAUCUGCCGAAGCGAGCAGAUCAAAAAGUUCGUCAAACAAAUCCGUAUGACAGAGAAGAUCAUCCUCGAUGGAGUCGAUAGAUCCUUGAAGAAGAUCUACUUGGACACGAUUCAAUCCAAUAAUAAACUAACCAUUAGUUUCUUGUGUUUGACCUUCUUCAGCGCUGUACCGUUCUAUAUAAAGCCAAUCGCCGAAACCAUCUUGCAUCCCAUGGAGAACUACACCAUAAUCGUUGACAAUCAGGUGGUGUACUUGGAGAGACCGCUACCCUUUAAUUCUUGGUUUCCCUUCGACAAAUUCAAAUAUUACUACAUAUCAUUCGGUAUGCAAGUCGUAGUUGGUUGUAUUGGAGCCUGCUACACGAGUCUAACCGAUGUGUUCUUUUGGAGCCUCAUGAUUUUCGGCUUAGGCCAAUUGCGAAUCGUACAGCACAAGUUGAUUAAUCUCAAGAAGGACGCCAAGUUAUACGCGAAACAAAAUAACGUUGACGAAAAUAUAGCUCUAAAAUACACCGAUUUCAGCAUUGCCCAAGUCUUCGCCAUUGAAUAUUUAUUCGCGAUCCUAAUACAGAUGUUUAUUUUCUAUUGGUACGCGAACGAUAUUAUUAUAGAGAGUAUGAAAGUUGCUGAAGCCGUGUGGCACACCGAUUUUUACGAGUUUCCACUGGAUGUACAGAAGGAUCUGAUUAUAUUUAUGAUGAGAGCACAGAAGCCGUUAACUCUAAAAGUGGGUCCCUUCUAUCCCAUAUCAACAACCACUGCUAUAUCAAUUAUUAAAGUCUCGUAUUCGUAUGUAGCUCUCAUAAAUCAAGUCUACAAAUAG
Molecule: messenger RNA, 1080 nt
Organism: Nicrophorus vespilloides
Lineage: Eukaryota; Metazoa; Arthropoda; Insecta; Coleoptera; Silphidae
Product: odorant receptor 4-like
Exons: 4
Coding region: 1-1080 (359 amino acids)
Biological process (GO): sensory perception of smell; detection of chemical stimulus involved in sensory perception of smell
Cellular component (GO): plasma membrane
Molecular function (GO): olfactory receptor activity; odorant binding
Source: RefSeq, a predicted model, not a curated record